UUUAUGACUAGAUCAUCAUAAGUAGUCCUUGGCUAGUUACAUUGUCAUUAUACAAUUUUAUCCUUUAAUAACAACUAGCUAAAUGUCUUUCCUAAUGAGGAAUGUUCCUUAGCUCCAGAACUGAGCCACUAUUUCUGAUCAGUUUACAUUAGACUCAGAUGUUGGUGAUUUGGGAAACUAUUUUGUUCUUAGGGAUAACCUAUUUUAAACAGUAUAUAAGAUGUUUAUUGAAUAUAUGUCUAGGAGUGAUAUUACUCAGUCAUAAGGAUACAUCACUCAGCCUUAAUAGAUAUUGUCAAGCAAGGUUCCAAAAGAAUAAGUCAGUAAUUCAUUUUGAAAAAUUGUCAGUUUCCAGUAAAGCUGGACAUACUCAAGUACUACAACCCGGUAAAUCCACAACUGGUAUUUAUUCAAAUGUGUACCUGAACACCUGUAAAAGAAUGUUCUCAGAAGGAUGAGGCAGGAGAAUCAUUUGAACAUGGGAGGUGGAGGUUGUGGUGAGCUGAGACUGCGCUACUGCAUUCCAGCCUCCACAAUAAGUGAAACUCCAUUUCAAAAAAAAAAAAAAAAAGAAAAGAAUGUUCAUAGACACAUUAUUCAGGUUGGCUAAAGUUGUAAGGAAUCCAAAUGUUAAUCAAUAUAGAAUUGCUAAGUAAACAGUGGUAUAUUUAUAAAAUGAUGUAGCAUACAGUAAUAAAAAUGCAACUUGAGAAAACAAGUGGAUCACUGAUAUGGUGUUCAGUGAAAGAACCUAGACACAAGAGUGUAUGCUGAAUGAUUCCCUUUAUACGAUUCUCAAUAGGAGGCCCAGCAAUCUAAUAACAAGCCAAAUAGUGGUUAUUUUGGGAGAUGGUGGUUAGAUUCUGGGCUCUGAACGAUGGUUAUAUUAUGCAGGACGAUUAAGAAAUGUGUACAUUAUACAUGUCAUAGUUCAAUUCAAUAUAAAUUUAAACAUAAUAUGCCAACUAUAGGAAAUAAUUUUCACAGGUAAGGUAAGAAAAGUGGAUAAUCAGAAGAACAGUAGCGAGAGGAUUUCAUUUAUGAACUUCAUUCUUUGGCACUCAUUUUCUCCCCCUAAAUUCGGUAUUUCAGCAUUAGGGACUUGCCAGCUUAGCACUUAAAUCCUCAGAGAUUCCAAACUUCUUGCCUGGGGCUCCUCCCGCUUGGAGGCGGGUAAGGAUGGAUGUAUAUAUGGACACACACACACACACACACACACACGACUGAGCUCCCCUCCAGUUCCACACAAUACAACAGGAACUUCACAAACAAGAACAAAGCUGCAGGAAAAGCACGUUGAGGGUGGCCCCUCGCUAAUUCCCAGGAUUUCAGCGCAGCCCGCUGGACAGCGCCAGGAUGAUUUCCGCUACUCUGGGCGAACAGUCAGGCAGGUGCUUCUACUGAUCCCCGAGGGACAGCUCCUUGUUCCUGAAAGGCUGUUUUCCGCUAGUUAACCGCGAGAACAAGCCACUGAACACGGAACAAAGACGCAACCGAUUUGCUUUUUUUUUUUUUUUAAUUAAAUUCAGAGUUAGCCGGAGCCGUGUACCCCCUCUAGAAGCGGAGCGCCAGAGUGUGUGGACGGAUCCUCUCCCCAGGUCCUGAACUCUUACGGACCGGGCGCUGUGACGCGCGCCCUGCGGGCAGUAAACUUGGAGGGGCGAGAGGGAGGGACAUCGAUCAAACCCAAAUCUUGUCCAUUCAGUCCUCAGGUCACCGAAGCGCGUGAAAACUCCAGAGGACUCUGCUUGAAAGGAUAUCAUGCCCCCCAAAUCUCUUUCCAACCUCUCGGUGGCCAUAGGCACGAAUGAGAGCGGUUCUGUUCCCGAGGAGUGGGAAAGGGAUUUCCUGCCGGCCUCAGAUGGGACCACCGCGGAGUUGGUGAUCCGCUGUGUGAUUCCGUCCCUCUACCUGCUCAUCAUUACCGUGGGCUUUCUGGGCAAUAUCAUACUGGUGAAGAUCUUCAUCACCAACAGCGCCAUGAGGAGCGUCCCCAGCAUCUUCAUCUCUAACCUGGCGGCUGGGGACUUGCUGCUGCUGCUCACCUGCGUCCCAGUGGACGCCUCGCGCUAUUUCUUCGACGAGUGGAUGUUCGGCAAGGUGGGCUGCAAACUGAUUCCGGUCAUCCAGCUCACUUCCGUGGGGGUUUCUGUGUUCACUCUCACUGCCCUCAGUGCCGACAGGUACAGAGCUAUCGUAAACCCCAUGGACAUGCAGUCGUCAGGGGCAGUGCUGUGGACCUGUGUGAAAGCCAUGGUUAUCUGGGUGGUCUCCGUCUUGUUGGCAGUUCCGGAAGCAGUGUUUUCAGAAGUGGCACUCAUCAGUAGCUUGGAUAAUAGCAGCUUCAUAGCAUGUAUCCCCUACCCUCAAACAGAUGAAUUACAUCCAAAGAUUCAUUCAGUGCUCAUUUUCUUGGUCUAUUUCCUCAUACCACUUGCUAUUAUUAGCAUUUAUUAUUAUCAUAUUGCAAAGACCUUAAUUAAAAGCUCACACAAUCUUCCUGGAGAAUACAAUGAACAUACCAAAAAGCAGAUGGAAACACGGAGACGCCUGGCUAAAAUUGUGCUUGUCUUUGUGGGCUGCUUCGUCUUCUGUUGGUUUCCAAACCACAUCCUUUACAUGUAUCGGUCAUUCAACUAUAAUGAGAUUGAUCCAUCUCUAGGCCACAUGAUUGUCACCUUAGUUGCCCGGGUUCUGAGUUUUUGCAAUUCUUGUGUCAACCCAUUUGCUCUUUACCUACUCAGUGAAAGCUUCAGGAGGCAUUUCAACAGCCAACUCUGCUGUGGGAGGAAGUCCUAUCAAGAAAGAGCAACCGGCUACCUACUCAGCUCUUCAGCUGUGCGUAUGACAUCUCUGAAAAGCAAUGCUAAGAACAUGGUGACUAAUUCUGUUUUAGUAAAUGGGCACAGCAUGAAGCAAGAAAUGGCACUGUGAUUUUGGCCAUUCAACUCACUAUAUGGAGAGAACUUAUGGUUAAAAUUACUAUUCAGCAGAUCAGAGCAAAAUAAUUAUCCUAUUCUUGCUGUUGCUUAGCUAAUUUAUUAGAAAAUUUUAUGAUUGACUCAGAAAAUGCAAGAUAUUUUUGCUCUACACUAGACUUUAUUUUUUUUCUCUUUUAAUUUCCUAAUUAUUGGAGUGUGGGAAAAGACUUCAAAUUGUUACAUAUAAUACAUAUUAUAUGUAUAUACAUGUAUUUAUGUGCACAUACAUAUGUACACACAUGUACAUUUUAUAUAUUUCACAUUAAAAAUGAUCCCCAAACCAUUGAAGUAUGUAUAAUUCAACAUUGCUUCAUAUUUAGGCUGUUGCUAAAGCCAAUUCUAGCAUAUUUCUCUUAGAUUUAUUUUAUCUCGAAGCAUGAAAUCAAUUUUUAUAUUGACUCAAUGAUUCAGUGAGGGUAAUAUUCAAACUCCUAUUAUUUGAAAUACAAGUCAGAUUGUCCUGGUGAACUUUAUUCACAACUGUUGCAUAUAUAUAUACACACAAAUAUACACACACAUACAUCCUUUAUUUGAAGAAAAUAAAAAAUUCAAGGGUGGAGCUUCAUCACAUCAAUACUUAUUGUGAUUAGUUCUAUAUUAAUCAAUUCAUAUCUGUAACUUAGAAUAUGAUUAACAGAUAUAAUGAAAUUAAUAUUAUGAAUUAUAAAAUAGGUAUAUGAAUAUGAUUUACAUUAUGAAUAUAAAAUAGGCAUCAUAUGAAUAUAAUUUAUAUUAUGAAUGUAAAAUAGGUAUCAUAUGCCCCAAAUUGCAGAACUACGACUCAGAAGUUUGCAUGACUAUCUUUGUAUAUAUUGCUAAAUCCUUGACUAUUUGGAUGAUUUUGUAUAGAUGUGAUAAGAUUUGUGUUAUUCUGGUGAGUUCAACCAUUUACUCAUCUUCUUUUGCAAUAGCCAACUGACAAAUAUGUGGGAUCUCACUUAGGCAGUUUUUUCUUGCUUUUCCUGGAUGAUACCACAGUUUUCUCUGAAUAAAUGUCUUCUUUUUUAAGCAAAAUGCAAAUGUCUUGAAUACAUUUUAAAAGCUCCUAGUUUUAAAAGCAUGUAUCAAUAAAUCUAAUAUUUAAGUUGA
This is a messenger RNA of Callithrix jacchus (white-tufted-ear marmoset), 4070 nucleotides long. The record is from RefSeq and is a predicted model, not a curated record. NCBI's taxonomy places the organism in Eukaryota, Metazoa, Chordata, Mammalia, Primates, Cebidae.